This is a messenger RNA of Gadus morhua (Atlantic cod), 2692 nucleotides long. RefSeq names its product growth hormone receptor. Gene Ontology annotation, molecular function: cytokine receptor activity; protein binding. The coding region runs from base 228 to 1910 and encodes 560 amino acids. Lineage: Eukaryota; Metazoa; Chordata; Actinopteri; Gadiformes; Gadidae. Gene Ontology annotation, biological process: cytokine-mediated signaling pathway. The record is from RefSeq and is a predicted model, not a curated record. Gene Ontology annotation, cellular component: external side of plasma membrane. The transcript has 9 exons.
CAUGCAUCCGGGAUCCAUGUGGACGCAGAGUCGUGGUUUCCUGGAAAGCGAAACACCCGUCUGGGACAUGGUGUUAUUGUCCUUCAAACCUGGCCGCCAGAUGCGCUCUUUGGUCCGGGUUACCGGGUUUGGAUUUUUCUGCAGAAGAACUGUUAAUACAUCGACAUAUUGAAAAGGGAACGAGUGGACUGAGGGCUAUUUAGCCUACUAGGACUAAGUUCCAAGCCAUGGCUGCCUCACUCUCCCUGCUCCUCUCACUCCUCAUACUGGGCACGCUUUCUGCACAGGAACUGGCCUCUGAGCAUGUCCUUCCCCAUCUGACCAGCUGUGUUUCUAACGACAUGGAAACCUUCCGCUGCAGUUGGAAUGUCGGAACAUUCCAGAACCUAUCACAGCCCGGAGACCUCAGGCUAUUCUACAUUAAAAAGAACCUCCAGUCCCUCAGAGAGUGUCCCCAGUACGGCCCCCCCGGCACCAGUGAGUGCUACUUCAGUGAGAACCACACCAGCAUCUGGAUCUACUACAGUGUGCAGCUCUUCUCCCGGGACCGCGCCGUCCUCUAUGACGAGAGAAUCUUCCCCAUCGAGGAGAUCGUUCAACCCGAUCCACCUGUGGAGCUGAACUGGACCCUGCUGACAGUGGCCCCGAGCGGGACCCACUUUGACGUCAGGCUGAGCUGGAAGGCCCCGCAGACGGCCGACGUCAAGACGGGCUGGAUGAGGCUCGAGUACGAAGUGCAGCACCGCGAGGGGGACGCCGACGCCUGGAAAUCGAAAGACCUUCAGAGGAACACGGUUACCUCACUCUAUGGGCUGCAGACCAACGUGGACCACGAGGUCAGAGUGAGGUCUAGGAUGCUGUCCUUCAAGGAGUUUGGAGCUUUCAGCGACUCCCUAUACAUCCGUGUCGCCUCCCAAGUCUCCAGAUUCCCUAUUGCCAUCCUCUUGAUUUUCGCUGCCUUGUGUUUCCUUGGCGUUGUAAUGUUGGUCAUGCAACAAAGGUUGAUGGUUAUACUCCUGCCUCGGGUUCCUGGACCUAAAAUCAGAGGAUUUGACCCAGAACUACUCAAGAACGGCAAGCUGUCGGAGCUGAUGUCCGCUCUGGGGACGCACGACGAACUGAAGUCUACCAACAACGACCAGAGCGACCCCUGGGUGGAGUUCAUCGACCUGGACAUCGAGGAGGAGGAGGAGGAGGGCUCAUGCGGGCCCGGGGACGCCGGCUCCCCCUCCUCGCCCCGCGCGCCCCUCUCCUCCCUGGGGCUCCGGGACGACAGCGACUCGGGCCGGGACAGCUGCUGCUGCUGCGACGGCCCGUCCGACCACGGCCGCUCCUCCUCCUGCGAGCCCCCCGCACCCCGCGGCCCCGCCCGGGAACCCUCCGCCCGGCCGACCCGGGAGCGGGCGGGCCCCGUGGGCCUCCCCCCCGCCGAUCUGUACACCCUUGUGAGCCACGUGCACGGCUCCGGAGAGGUGCUCCUCAAGGCCGGGGAGGAGGAGGCACAGCGGAAGGAGGAGGAGGAGGAAGAGGAGGAGGAGAAGCACAAGCAGGAGGAGGAGGAGGAGGAGAAGGAAAACGCAAAGAUCGACUUCCGGCUGGUGAUGACGGCGGACGCGGAAGAGGCUGAAACCUGGGGGUACUCCUCAGAGCGGGACGCAGGCAAGACGACCGUAGGGGAGCCCAGCGUCCCACCGUCAGCCCUGCCUUCCUGGGGGCGCCAGGGCUGUCCCCAAGGGGCCUACACAGCUGCACAACCCCUGAGCUACACCCUGGUGGAGGGGGUGGACAAGCAGAACAGCCUGCUGCUGGGGCCCAACAACACACCCGUCGCCUGGCUAUGCACGCCCAAGUCUGUGCCGACGCCUGAGGGAUACCUGACCCCCGACCUUUUGCGGGACAUCACGCCCUAGAUCGUGAACAUGUAUUCCACAUGUUGGCUGCCAGCCAAAUUGUGUUGAAGAUACGAUGUGGUGUGUAACAUUUGGUGCCUGGGCUCGGGGCACCACCGUUAGUCUCUCUAUCGCCAUCUGGAGGAGGAGGGUGACACUACUGCUGUCACAGAAGAAUAAAGAUUAUGAGAGAGUUCUCUUUAGGUUGGACUGGGAGGACUGUGUACCUCCUGGAAUGACACAGGGCCACAUAACGAUAACGUGUCAGUUGUGAAGUGUUUAACACAACCACUCCUCGGGGUCUGGUUCAUCCCCUCAACUGUUUUGCUUAGGGGGGAAAUGUACAGACCACAAAAAAACAGAUAUAACCCAGGGAAUGUCUUUGUUUGGAACUGGUCUGGUUAGAUUUUUCCGAAUAAGCCCUGACGUAAAACAAAAAAAGUUUGUCUCGUUGUAGUCAUUCUAAGUAGCGACCUCUGUUGAGGAAUUUAAAAAAAGACUUUGUAAAGUGUUUUUUUUAUAUGUAAUAUAUUUUUUACUGUUUUGUUAACUCGGCCAAGUAUUUUGUUUCUCAUAAAAUAUAUUUGUAAAAAGUCAGUAGGCCUCCUCUUGUUUAUAUAACAUUGAAAAGCUCAACCUCUUUUAAGUCACCUUUAAAAGUUUAGACAGAUUUUUUUUAUGUUAUACUUAAAAAUGUAGGAUAUCAUGCUGCUUCACACUGACUUAUCACAGUGCGAUUGAACGUGAUGAACCUUUUUUUGUAGUGCACUGUGCACUUGCAAAUAAACUCUUUGUGAAUUCUU